AUGGAUGCACUCAAUCUUGGUUUAGAAGAUAAAUCAGCUAACUAUCCUAAGACAGCAACAUCUUUUAAGUCUCUUGAAAGUCAAGAAUCAUUAUCUACAAGAACGACAUCAUCAAUUACAUCAAAAUCAUCAAUAAAAACAAUACCUAAGAAUAAACGUAUUGAUGUUAUUGAAGAGUAUAAGAAACGGAGUUCUGAUAAGGUUUCGUUAAAUUUAGUGAUUAUUGUCAAUGAAAAGACCAUGAGAAAGUAUGAAAGAGAUUCUUCAAAAAUUGGAAAGUCUUCUUUUGCAUACGCAUGGGUUCUUGAUGAAACAGGUGAAGAAAGAUCAAGAGGUAUUACUAUGGAUAUUGCAAUCACAAAAUUUGAAACCGAGCAUAGGCGAUUUACAUUGUUAGAUGCUCCCGGACAUCGGGAUUUUAUUCCUAACAUGAUUUCGGGUGCAGCUCAGGCAGAUGUUGCUAUUCUUGUGGUUGAUGCCACCACCGGUGAAUUUGAAGCUGGAUUCGAUGCAAAUGGUCAAACAAAAGAACACGCUUUGCUUGUUAGAAGUUUGGGCGUUCAACAAUUAAUCGUUGCGAUAAAUAAAUUAGAUGUUGUAAAUUGGUCACAAGAUAGAUAUAAGGAAAUCAUGGCCAAAUUAAAUCCAUUUUUGACUCAAGCUGGAUUUAAAAAGGACAAAGUAAUAUAUGUCCCUUGUAGUGGAUUGACUGGGGAAAAUCUGUUAAAGAGGUCUGAAAACGUAUUGGAAUGGUAUUCUGGGCCUACAUUAGUUGAACAAAUAGAUCAAUUCGAACCUCCUAUACGGCUUUUAGAAAAGCCAUUCCGACUUUCUGUUUCGGAUUUUUUCAAAGGAGGAAUAGGGAGCAUGGGCGGUGUUACUGUUGCUGGGAGAAUAGAGGCGGGAAAUAUUCAGAUUGGCGAAGGUGUCACGGUAAUCCCUGGUGGAGAACAUGGAGUUGUAAAAGGUUUGGAAGUAAAUAAUUCGUCUUCAAAAUGGGCUGUAGCAGGGGAUUCUGUUUUAAUGACAUUAGCUGAAUUGGACAUUAUUCAACUCAAGAUUGGGUCUAUUCUAUGUUCAAUUUCACAUCCGGUUCCUGUGACAUCACAUUUUUUGGCACAGAUCGUUGUAUUUGAAAUUAUUAAAGUUCCAAUCACAAGAGGAUUUCCUGUUAUACUUCAUAGACAAAGUCUUAAUGAGCCAGCUAUUAUCACAAAAUUGAUAUCGAUCUUGGAUAAAAGUACGGGGGCAAUUUUAAAGAAAAACCCUAGAUGUCUUGUUAAAUCAUCAAAUGCGAUUGUUGAAAUUGAACUUUCUAAUAGACCAAUUCCUCUAGAAACUUUUAAGGAAAAUAAAGAAUUAGGAAGAAUUAUGUUAAGAAAAGGUGGAGAAACAGUUGCUGCUGGUAUUGUUACUAAUGUAAGUAUAUUAUAA
Molecule: messenger RNA, 1434 nt
Organism: Funneliformis mosseae
Lineage: Eukaryota; Fungi; Glomeromycota; Glomeromycetes; Glomerales; Glomeraceae
Source: the annotation of a GenBank genome assembly